Messenger RNA from Manduca sexta (tobacco hornworm), 848 nucleotides. RefSeq lists its product as uncharacterized. Bases 88 to 708 code for a protein of 206 amino acids. NCBI's taxonomy places the organism in Eukaryota, Metazoa, Arthropoda, Insecta, Lepidoptera, Sphingidae. The transcript is spliced from 5 exons. The record is from RefSeq and is a predicted model, not a curated record.
CUAAACUACACUCUAUCCAUCAACUGUCAAAUGCUGUUUCUUUGAGUCAGUUUAUCAGGCCAACUAAUUAAAUUCUUCGUGUUUAAAAUGUGUGAGAACUUGGAUCCCAACAGAGUCCGUUGCGAUGUGUGCCGCACCAUUAACUUGGCGAAACACGUCAAACACCCCAAACCAGACAUGCAGAUAUAUGAAAAAUGUAGACCGGUGGAAAAAGUACCAUGCACUCGAGUUACAGAACUUCCACUGAACCCGACAUGCAUAAAGGUAUGCACUAAAGAGGAAUACAAACUAAAGAAAGGAGGCAAGACCGUCGUGCCGCGAAUGCCUUACUAUGCACAUGGAAAACUUCUCUACGCUGUCAAAGCUGGUCUCCUGGUAGGAUCCGUCUACUUCACGUAUACGCAAGGAGUGUGGGGCGACCAACAAGACGUCACAGAAUGCUUAAAGCGAUGGCAAGAGUACAUUAGAAGCAUCAACACGCGGCGCCCGCCCACCUUCGACCAGUGUGGUAACGUUAUCAGAAAGGAGUCUAGCGAGAGCUUGAUAGCGCCCGUCUACAGUAUGUAUAAAGGUCUUGUUACAACGAUUUUUUCUGGUGUAGUCAAAUUUCCAGUGAUAAUCAAAUGUGCUUACAUUGAUUAUCUAAAGGCCAUGAAAAAGAGGGAAGAAGAAGAUAGAAUGGAAAGGAAAAUCAGAAAGAAAGGAUAAAAGACUAAGUUAUUUAAAUUAAGAAUACAUCCGAGAGUUUAAAAUAUGAUAAAAAGCAAUAAGCAUAAAGCAUAAUCGUAAUUUGUCACUGUAGAAACUGAUGUCAACUAAAAUAAUGUAAUAAACAUAAUAAAACAUCA